Molecule: messenger RNA, 5189 nt
Organism: Amoebophrya sp. A120
Lineage: Eukaryota; Dinophyceae; Syndiniales; Amoebophryaceae
Source: the annotation of a GenBank genome assembly
AGUAGACUAGCAUUCUCAAGGUGCAUUCAAUGGCUACAGCUUUAGACACAUUCGUAGUGAAUUGUGUAGAUGUAGUGUCACAUUGCCAUCAUAUCGCUGCACUAGGCACUCAACAUGGUGAAGCUCGGCUGCCUCCGCUCCUGGUUGCGCGGGAAGCGUGGCAACAAGGUCAUCGAGGACAGCCUUGUCGACGAUGAAGCGUACUUCGCCCUUGCACAACAAAGGCUGUCGAAAAAAGUUGCCUUGUCUAAGCGGGAAGUCGACGGGGAAUGGACGGAGCUGAAGAAAAGCAUCAUCUCUCAAAUCAUGAUGAUCUGCACCGACGACACCGACUUAGAUACCGACAGCAUCUCCCGAUUGCAGGACCAGGUACUUACCCCGCUAUCUACGGCCGUCGACGGUCGGAAAAUCACACAGGUUCUUCAACUGGUCACCGAACUGCAAACCAAUGCGCAUUUGAACCGGAAGUGGGUCGUGCAGCCGAAAAAGCUCGAGAGGGUCAAGACGCGGGCGGCUGGGUUACAGCUGGCGGAAGUGCGGUUGUCUGUUUGGAAGCGGUUGGAAUCCAGCGUGAAGACCAUUCAGGAAGCCUGUAGCGACGGGCCUUUCGACGCCUGGCCGACGCUGGAGCCGUGGAUUCGAUUUGCAGAGGAGAAGCUGAAGCUCGGAACAUCCAGCGCGGCUUCGUCGGCAAUAAGUUCGGGUGCGAAGAGUAGUACCUCGAAAAGCUCUUCUUCGCUAAGCAGCAAUCACUCGCAACUACAGGCGCGGUUCGAUCGAAUUCUAGACUUGGAUGACAUUCACGCCUGCGCGCGACCCCGGUCCAAGAGUGUUGGUGGUGGAAGCAAUUCGGUGCAAAUGAGCAGCACGGGCAAAACACUGCUCGCGGCGUCGGCUGAAAUGGCUUCCGAUCAGUCAGAGCAGAACAAGAGAUCAUCCUCAAGUGCAUCGAAUGCCGGCUCGCGCCCGGGCUCUCGCGGCACCACCAGCAGGAUGGGGGACGGAGCCGACUUGAUGCAGCGCUCGGGGAGAAGUAACGGCAAUGCCGGCACAGAUGUUGACCAAUCAGAUUCUCGUCGAGCACCAAAAGUUCCUGGAUUACAGCAGUUGAGGACCUCCAACAUAAAGCAGCUCCAGUCGUCGCCCGACGAAAAAAACAUCACGGGAAAGUCGAAAACAAGCUCGUUGUCCCGGCGAAGCACGCCGUCGAAGAACGCAGUCUCUCCUGAGGUGCUGAUUGAUGAGGACGAUGAUGAUGCGGACUUUGCGUUUGACGUUCCCUACACGGCGAGAAGCAAUCGCAGUAACAUCUACGAGGUCUUGGAACAGGAGCGAAAAACGAAAUUUGACCCGAACAUCCUGAAACAGCACGAUAUCGAUCGGAUCAGAAGAAGUCGACAGCAGGGAGAGACCGCAAGCACGCCGCGGGCGAGAAGCAGCAGGCACGCGAGCUCUGGUAUUCCUAUUCGUAUUGAAGAGCGAUGAUGUUUUGAGCGAUGAAACCAGCUGCAGGCUGAGCAUUCUUUGAUGUUGUGAUAGAUUCAUUCUGUUUCAGCUGCAAAAAGCUUCCAUGCAUCUACUUCUGCAAUCGCAAUCCUUCUCCAAUGCCCAUUCCCAUUCUUUCAGAACGCGAUGCCGGCAGCAGUCCGCCGUUGCCACGUAUUCCGACUCCUCGGCGAAGUACUUCCUCUAACUCCGGGCCCCCGCAACAGCCAAGUGAAUGUAAACCACCGCGGCCAGGAGCAGGACCAGAAAAAAAGGAUGGUUCUCAACCGGUUAAGCCGCCGAUUAAUCCAGUGCCAUUGCGACCCUUCUCGGCAAGGAGUACCUUUUCUUUUGAUGCUCACACUUUCAUCUGUUGCAGUUGCUGGCCUGCUAUCCGUAAUUGCUAUAUUCCAAGAUGAGGAUAUGGGUUGCGACAAAAACAUAAACAAUCUAAUACUGAUUCUCCAGGUAUUCGCAUCGCGGAGGCGCUUUCCGCGAACCCAAAUCCCAAUGCAGAUUCGCAAAAAUCGAAACGCCCGAUGAGCGCUGGCAUGUUUGCGUUCCGGCGUUUCGUCAAUGGGUCCGCUCCGAGUUCCGAGGCUGGCACGCGCGCGGCUGCAGAACAGGAGCUGGGACCUGGGCAGCACUUUCCCGGCCAAGGUUCCAGCAGUAGCAGCUCAUCUGGACCCGGAACUACUUCUACCGAAUCGAAAUCCAACCAUGAUCCCGCAGACAGCGCGUCGGGGAUUUUCUCGGGCUACAAACCGCCACCGGCGAAUGCAAACAGUGAACGACCACGAAAAAGCUCGCCGAUUGCGUCCCCGGACAGACCACCAAGGCCGGAGCAAAGCAGCAAAGCCCGAACAGCGGACCAAGUCGGCGGAAGAGGCAGUGGAGCGACGCCAGCUUCGCCGGAUGAUUUGAAUUCCCCACCACAAAACAACUCGAGCGAGGAGCCCCCUGCGUACUCGCGGCGCCGCAGCAAGAGCGCAGCAGCGGCCGCGGCCGGGAAGGAGUUUUACUUUCACCGAGAGUACUACACGUCGCGCGCUCCCGAGGCAGAGAGUCAGGACGCAGCAGGGCGCGGUGGUGCUGCCACGCCAAGCACCACGGCGACUCCCGAUGACAGAGAACCAGAGCGACCGAAAGAGCGAGUGAUCAAAGUGAACGUCACGCGCGCCUCUAACAUCGUCGAGGAGCAGCAGCAAGCGAGUGGCGAGCACGCAGCUGGUGGACUGCUGCCUCCGCGCGGCAGCACAAGGCCGCCGAUCUACAAGAAUCCAGGAACCACGGCCGCGUCGUCGAGUGCAAAGCCACCUCCUGCUCCGCCCGAGCAAGGCAGUGCUCAACAGUCGUCUUCUGACGCAGGAGCAUCUUCGUCUUCCUCCGCCUACAAUAAACCGCAACCGCAUGCCAGUCGACCUGCGAGUUCGAGCGUAUACCAAAACUCGACCCCGCGCAUGUCGACGACGCCCGGAACCGGUGGGCCGUCGCCGCACACGCCAUCGUCUUCCUACGAAGGAAGUUCGCCGCCGCCGUACAACGUAGAAACCCCGCGGGCUAUGCAAACUCCACGCGAGCACCCACGGGAAGUUGCGGCAAGGUAGAGACGAUCGAUGUUCAGAAUCAAAGUGACUUCAACUCUGUGCUUCUGUGUAGGUGCAUUGGUUUUGUGAUGUCAGUUCAGAAAGAUUCCAAAUUCGUAUCCCUUCCGUCGUACAGGAUGUUCGCAGCGGCGCGAGAAGCGGGGGUGCGGAUGAAUCGACCACAAAGUGCGCGCCCACCAACAGCGGCACCACCGUCGCAGCAGCAUGCGCAGCCGCCGAGUGCUUCGAGACCAGACGAGUCCUCGUCGAGCUCAUCUCGACCCGGUAUGUUCGCCUCAUUUUUUUUUGAAUCUUGCACUACUAGAAUUUGUGGUCUACUUUCAAGUUUAGGAUUAGAGCCCAGCGUACAAAUCAUUUCAACAAAACCACACAAAGGCCCGAGCCAGCAAUCGUAUCGUCACUCCGGACGUGAAUAUGUCACCUCGUCUUCCUCGAGUAGUUCUACUACGCACGCUCAACAACAAGAACCCCGCACUGAAUACGACCAGUACUACCACCAGCGGAGUUCGUACUACCAAAAGAUGCACGAGGAACACGCCGCGCGCCGAUCCGCUUCGGCGGGCCGAACGCGAGGAGUGCGUGUCGAAUACAGCGACGGCAGUCAAAGAACCCGGUCCGGACACGGUCACGGGCACUUACCCGGAGGGGGUUCUCGCACACCAGCAGCUGCUUCCGGCAGUGACAAAGAAAACAACCAGCACAUCCCGAGGUUCGCGCAACAUCAGAUGCCGCCCCGCGCGCCGGACUCCGGGCGCAGCGACGGCUCCAACAUGGACUCGGCCCGCAGUGCGGGCGGCGGCUUUUUUCCCCAUUCGGAUUGGUUCCGCAGGAGCGAGCGGGAGCGCGAGGAGCAGCGCUACGCGGACCGACGCGACCAGGAGGAAAAAGACCUGCGCGAGAAACUCCGACAGCAAAAGGAGUACGAGCGGCAGCGACAAGCGCAGGCGGAGGCGGCGCGGAAAGCCCGCGAGCAGUAUUUUAACAACCAGCAAGAGCAGCGACGGCACUCCUCUGGCAGUGCCUCGGGAUCCUCGUCUUCUCGCAGUAGCAAGCGGAUGUCGGGCGCCGAGCGGCAGGACGCGCUUCGCUGUCUCGGGCUGGACGGAUCGAAGAUUCCAACCGCAGAAGACUUGAAACAGGCGUACAGGUACGAUCCUGGACCUGGUCGAAGUGUAGUUACAGUUAGUUUACUUUCAGAUUUCUUUUUUUUGUCAUCACACGUCGGCGCGCGCACGAGGCUAGAAGUUAGUUUGCAUCACUGUGUCGCAACAAUCUAUCCCAAAAAUCAACACAGGCGUAAGGCGAUGGAAUGGCACCCGGAUCGGGCACAGAACCACGAUAAGCAGGAGUACGCGAGUGACAUGUUCAAAAAAGUGAAGUCCUGCUACGACCGCUUGUUGGACGAAAACGGCAGCGGGAAAGAAAACCAGACUCCCACCGCGCCGACGCAACACCGGAGUUACAGUAUGAAUCCGAACCGCGGACACGGUGGAUUCCGCAUCUAGCGAGUGUGUGCUUCAGCUCAUCUUGCUUUCGAGAAUGAAUCGUUGAAAGUCUCAAUAAGAAUGAUUCGUGUUUUCACGACGACCAGUAUAGUCCUUACAACUUGAACUUACGAAAACCAAUAACCCUGAACUUUUCAAAUCAAAAUAACACUUUAGACAAAUGUCGUUGGUAGGUGUCGGUGUGUGAACACUCGAAUAGAUUACUUUCAAAUGUAGGAUUUUGAGUAUGCUAUGACAAUGAAAAACUUGAAGUUUUGAAAGCUUCGCGUUUCUACACGCUACUCGCGGCCACGAAAUGAACUUUACCCAGAUAGUACAAGCACUUCACGAACGACACCACUCUCGAUCAAGCCUUCGCCAGUCUUUUCUUUUUCUCACCAACUAGGAAACAAUGUCAACGAUAUACCACACUACCACUAGAACUUCUCGUAUAGGUAUUCAAAUGUAAAAUCAAAAUCUAGCAAAUCUAUCAGAAUGUUGAAUAACUACGAUGACGACAACACAAAGAGGAAUGCGAACGUCCCGUGGAACAUCAAGAAGAUACUUCCACUCUUUCUUUGAAAUGAACUGGAGCUUUUUUUUGUUGAAACUC